UCCCCCGCGGGCCUCCUCCCCGCAGGGAUAAUAUGGUCUCCGGCAAUGGACGCCCCAAGUGCAGGAUAUGCCUUUGAGUACCUUAUUGAAACAUUAAAUGACAGUUCACAUAAGAAGUUCUUCAAUGUUCCUAGACUUGGAGGCACCAAGUAUGAUGUUCUGCCUUACUCAAUACGGGUCCUCUUGGAAGCUGCUGUGCGAAAUUGUGAUGGCUUUUUAAUGAAAAAGGAAGAUGUUAUGAACAUUUUAGACUGGAAAACCAAACAGAGCAAUGUUGAAGUGCCCUUUUUCCCUGCCCGUGUUCUUCUUCAAGAUUUUACUGGAAUACCGGCAAUGGUGGAUUUUGCUGCUAUGAGGGAGGCAGUGAAAACUCUUGGAGGUGACCCUAAGAAAGUCCAUCCUGCCUGUCCGACAGAUCUCACGGUUGACCAUUCCUUGCAAAUUGACUUCAACAAAUGUGCAAUACAGAAUGCUCCAAAUCCUGGAGGUGGUGACCUACAGAAAGCAGGAAAGCUCUCUCCACUUAGAGUGCAGCCUAAGAAGCUUCCCUGCAGAGGCCAGACUACCUGCCGAGGAUCGUGUGAUUCUGGAGAACUAGGCCGAAACUCAGGAAAAUUUUCUUCACAGAUUGAAAACACACCCAUCCUUUGUCCUUUUCAUUUGCAACCAGUGCCUGAACCUGAAACAGUAUUAAAAAAUCAAGAAGUAGAAUUUGGCAGAAAUCGAGAGAGGCUUCAAUUUUUCAAGUGGAGUUCAAGAGUUUUUAAGAAUGUGGCUGUAAUCCCUCCUGGAACCGGAAUGGCUCAUCAAGUAAACUUAGAGUAUUUGUCAAGAGUGGUUUUUGAAGAGAAGGACCUCCUCUUCCCAGACAGUGUUGUUGGCACAGAUUCUCAUAUAACCAUGGUGAAUGGUUUGGGGAUUCUGGGGUGGGGGGUUGGAGGCAUUGAAACAGAAGCAGUUAUGCUUGGCCUGCCAGUUUCUCUUACUUUACCAGAGGUGGUUGGAUGUGAAUUAACUGGUUCAUCGAAUCCUUUUGUUACAUCCAUAGAUGUUGUUCUUGGCAUCACGAAGCAUCUCAGGCAAGUAGGAGUGGCUGGAAAGUUUGUUGAGUUUUUUGGAAGUGGAGUUUCACAAUUAUCUAUAGUAGAUCGAACUACAAUAGCAAACAUGUGUCCAGAAUAUGGUGCUAUCCUCAGCUUUUUCCCUGUUGACAAUGUGACAUUAAAACAUUUAGAACAUACAGGUUUUGACAAAGCCAAACUCAAGUCAAUGGAAGCAUACCUUAAAGCUGUGAAAUUGUUUCGAAAUGAGCAAGAUAAUUCAGGAGAACCUGAAUAUUCCCAGGUGAUCCAGAUUAAUCUGAAUUCAAUAGUUCCAUCUGUCAGUGGUCCAAAAAGACCUCAGGAUAGAGUUGCUUUGACAGAUAUGAAAAGUGAUUUCCAAGCUUGCUUAAAUGAAAAGGUUGGAUUUAAAGGCUUCCAAAUUGCAGCUGAAAAGCAAAAUGAUAUCGUCUCUAUUCAUUAUGAAGGAAGUGAAUACAAGCUGGCUCACGGAUCUGUGGUCAUUGCUGCCGUUAUCAGUUGUACCAAUAAUUGCAAUCCAUCUGUCAUGCUUGCUGCAGGUCUUUUGGCUAAAAAAGCUGUUGAAGCUGGUCUACAGGUUAAACCUUAUAUAAGAACAAGUUUAUCUCCAGGCAGUGGGAUGGUUACACAUUACCUCAGUUCAAGUGGAGUAUUACCGUAUCUUAGUAAGCUUGGAUUUGAAAUCAUUGGCUAUGGAUGUUCAACAUGUGUGGGAAAUACAGCACCCUUAUCAGAAGCAGUUUUAAAUGCAGUGAAACAGGGUGAUUUGGUUACUUGUGGGGUUUUAUCUGGAAAUAAAAAUUUUGAAGGUCGUCUUUGUGAUUGUGUUCGUGCCAAUUAUCUUGCCUCUCCACCCUUAGUGGUAGCUUAUGCCAUAGCAGGCACAGUGAAUAUAGAUUUCCAGACAGAGCCUUUAGGUACUGACCCUACUGGAAAGAACAUUUACCUGCAUGAUAUUUGGCCUAGUCGAGAAGAAGUUCAUCAGAUAGAGGAAGAACAUGUUGUAUUAUCCAUGUUUAAAGCAUUAAAAGAGAAGAUAGAGAUGGGAAAUAAGCGGUGGAAUUCUUUAGAAGCACCAGAUUCAGUUUUGUUUCCAUGGGAUUUAAAAUCUACUUAUAUCAGAUGUCCUUCAUUUUUUGAUAAGCUUACCAAAGAGCCAGUUGCACUCCAGCCUGUUGAAAAUGCCCAUGUCUUAUUAUACCUGGGAGACUCUGUCACAACAGAUCAUAUAUCACCUGCUGGAAGCAUCGCUAGGAGUAGUGCUGCUGCUAAGUAUUUGACAAACAGAGGCCUUACCCCUCGUGAAUUCAACUCUUACGGGGCCCGAAGAGGUAACGAUGCUGUAAUGACAAGAGGCACUUUUGCAAAUAUCAAGCUUUUUAAUAAGUUUAUUGGAAAACCAGCUCCCAAAACAAUUCAUUUUCCAUCAGGACAGACGCUGGAUGUAUUUGAGGCUGCAGAGCUAUACCAGAAAGAAGGUAUCCCACUGAUUAUUUUAGCAGGGAAGAAAUAUGGUUCAGGAAAUUCAAGAGAUUGGGCUGCCAAAGGACCAUACUUGCUGGGUGUGAAAGCUGUUUUGGCUGAAAGUUAUGAAAAAAUUCACAAAGAUCAUUUGAUUGGAAUUGGCAUAGCUCCACUUCAGUUCCUUCCAGGAGAAAGUGCAGAUUCCUUGGGCCUCUCUGGCAGAGAAACAUUUUCUUUAACAUUUCCUGAAGAACUGUCUCCUGGAGUUACAUUAAAUAUAAAGACAAGCACUGGAAAAGUAUUCAGCGUGAUUGCUUCGUUUGAAAAUGAUGUGGAGAUAACAUUGUACAAACAUGGAGGAUUAUUAAACUUUGUGGCACGAAAAUUCUCAUAGUAUCUACUCACCAUGAAUACCUUUCAUAACUGGUGACUGCAAAUAAAGCCUUUUGUGCUGGACCCAGGAAUCCUUACCAUGGAGCUGCAGAUAGUCCCAGUAUGCCCACUUAUCUCAUCCAUGGAUGUAAAUGAUGAUGAAUCAACGUAGUGACUGAAAUGAAAUCUUGAUUUUAAAUAAUAUACGAAUGGUGCUAAUAACAUUGCUAAAAUCAAUGUGUGAAGUGUGUUGUGGAAGAGGCCUAUAAGUAACGGGGAAUAUUUUAUCAGACCAUUUUGUAAAU
This is a messenger RNA of Budorcas taxicolor (takin), 3223 nucleotides long. It is a transcript of the gene IREB2, whose product is annotated as iron responsive element binding protein 2. Gene Ontology annotation, molecular function: iron-responsive element binding; 4 iron, 4 sulfur cluster binding; aconitate hydratase activity. The coding region runs from base 46 to 2940 and encodes 964 amino acids. Gene Ontology annotation, cellular component: mitochondrion; cytosol. NCBI's taxonomy places the organism in Eukaryota, Metazoa, Chordata, Mammalia, Artiodactyla, Bovidae. The record is from RefSeq and is a predicted model, not a curated record. Gene Ontology annotation, biological process: tricarboxylic acid cycle; citrate metabolic process. The transcript is spliced from 22 exons.